AUGCAUGAAACACAGACUUUCGAACAAAGAGCUAUCUAUUUGGUUGGGAGGAAACAUCUUGAGGAGCAGCCAACUCAACAAUUUAACCAAAGUAUCAUCAAAGAAAAGAAGAGAAGAUACCAAGGUAUCGUGAAAACCAAGAUCGAAGACCUUGUAUUCGCGCCUGACAAUUCAUCUUGCAACGGCAACAUUGAGUGUAAAAAAGUCGAUAAACUCAAAUGUAUGUUUGAAAAAGAGGGCUGCGAUCGAAUUAAUCCUCGAAAUCCUAUCCUGGGAGAAGUCUCUGAGGAGAUAUUCGUGACUGCUUUAAGACUAUCAAAGUUAGCACCGGAGGAUAUUCAACGUGAAGAGCCGACGAAGUCGCACCAACGCUGUCUUGGAAUCCGUCGAUUAGGAAAUUGGUGGACAAUUGAGCUGUACACUAAACUUGAACAAGACGUUUUUGAUACAAUUUCCGAGAAUUAUGUCAACGAAGGGUCACUUUCUGACGGCCGCAUAUAUGCAAAAAUCGUUUAUUACCAUUCUCGGGAUCCUUUAAACGAGGCGAAAUGGCGGGUAAGGUUGAGUGAGCACAAAUCUUUCACGUGCAAGAAACUUAUAGAACAUGCCUGUUUGGGAUCUCCUUUACUGAAAGUGAUCUUUCAGAUACCAAGUAUGCAUGAUCAGUUGGAGCUUGGAACAUGGCAUAAAAUAAUUGGUGCGAAAUGUGACGAGGAAUUUGCUCGUUAUCUACACUUCUUGCAUGGGAUCAAAGGAAAUGCUGCAUUACGUCGACCCCGAAGACGUACAGGAAGUUUAGGCGCGAGUGCCUGGCGUUUCGCGAGAGGACCACUGUCAUGUGGCUACAGCCAUCAUGAGUGGCAAAGUUUCCAAAAGAUUACAAGACGACGCUGA
This is a messenger RNA of Fusarium mangiferae, 894 nucleotides long. RefSeq lists its product as uncharacterized. The coding region runs from base 1 to 894 and encodes 297 amino acids. The record is from RefSeq and is a predicted model, not a curated record. The transcript is spliced from 5 exons. Lineage: Eukaryota; Fungi; Ascomycota; Sordariomycetes; Hypocreales; Nectriaceae.